This is a messenger RNA of Symbiodinium sp. CCMP2456, 378 nucleotides long. The record is from the annotation of a GenBank genome assembly. Lineage: Eukaryota; Dinophyceae; Suessiales; Symbiodiniaceae.
AUGGUGAAGGGUGUCCCGCAGAAGAAGGGUGGCAAGGGCACCAGCAAGAAGGUGACUUUGAAGUUCACUGUGGACUGCCAGCAGCCCGCCGAAGACAAGAUCAUCGAGGUCAAGGACUUCGAGAAGUUCCUGACGAACAAGAUCAAGGUGGAUGGCAAGACCGGCAACCUCGGCGACAAGGUUACCAUCAGCCGUGAGAAGAGCAAGAUCCACGUCGUCGCCGAAUCGCCGUUCUCCAAGCGCUACCUGAAGUAUUUGGGCAAGAAGUACUUGAAGUCUCAGCAGCUCCGCGACUUCUUGCGCAUCGUCGCUCCCAGCAAGACCUCCUACGAGAUGCGUUACUUCAACAUUAACGAGAACAAGGACGAUGAGGAGUGA